Desarmillaria tabescens is the source of this 1572-nucleotide messenger RNA. RefSeq names its product tyrosyl-tRNA synthetase. Gene Ontology annotation, cellular component: cytoplasm. Lineage: Eukaryota; Fungi; Basidiomycota; Agaricomycetes; Agaricales; Physalacriaceae. The record is from RefSeq and is a predicted model, not a curated record. Gene Ontology annotation, molecular function: ATP binding; tyrosine-tRNA ligase activity. Gene Ontology annotation, biological process: tyrosyl-tRNA aminoacylation. The coding region runs from base 23 to 1279 and encodes 418 amino acids. The transcript has 8 exons.
GCUAUUUCUUUCUGUGACUCACAUGGCCGACGAAAAGUACGAACUUAUUACGAGGCGUUUGCAAGAGGUUCUUGGCGGCGACAUUAUCAAAGCGAUUCUUGCAGAAGGACGUUCGCCUAAAUGCUACUGGGGGUCCGCACCGACGGGACGACCCCAUCUGGGAUAUUUCGUGCCCUUGACCAAGAUAGCUGAUUUCUUGAGAGCAGGCGUCGAGGUUACCAUUCUCCUCGCUGAUGUGCACGCUUUCCUCGACAACCUCAAGGCACCUCUAGAACUCGUCGCCCACCGGACAAAAUACUAUCAAUUCAUUCUCCUUGCUGUAUUCAACUCUUUAGAAAUACCCGUCUCGAAAUUGCGAUUCAUUGAAGGGUCGUCAUACCAAUUAACGAAGGAGUACAAUCUUGACAACUACAAGCUUUGUGCAACGGUCACCGAACAUGAUGCAAAGAAAGCCGGCGCCGAGGUUGUGAAGCAGGUCGACAGCCCUCUGCUUAGUGGCCUCUUAUACCCCGGUCUCCAGGCUCUUGACGAACAAUACCUCGGCGUUGACUUCCAGUUCGGUGGUGCCGAUCAGCGGAAAAUCUUCACUUUUGCGGAACUCUACCUACCUCGGUUAGGUUACGCGAAACGCGCACACCUAAUGAAUGCUAUGGUUCCCGGUCUCGCAGGAGGCAAAAUGUCUUCAUCAGAUCCCAACUCCAAAAUCGAUUUCCUUGACUCUCCUGAACUCGUGCGGAAAAAGAUCAAAGCGGCAUUUUGCGAGGAAGGAAAUGUUGACGACAAUGGGGUAUUAGCAUUCGCAGAGGCGGUCCUGUUCCCUAUCAGCGAACUGCGACGAGACAGGCUAAAAGAAGGGGUGCAAGGCAUAUUAGAAUCCUCACCUUUGUUCGCCACAGCAGACGCUCCUGAGGGCACGUUAUUCACGAUCGACCGUGAUGCUAAAUUCGGUGGACCGACACACUACGCCAGUUACGCAGACAUGCGGGCUGACUUUGCAUCCAAAGCCCUCCAUCCCAAAGAUUUGAAGUUAUCCGUCGCGGCUGCAAUUAAUAAGCUCUUGGACCCCAUCCGAAAGAGUUUCCAGGAGAAUGAAGAGUGGCAGAAGAUCGAGAAGCUGGCAUAUCCUGAUCCCAAUGCCAAGCCAGAGAAGAAGAAGAAAAAGGAAAAGGUGUACCAUCCCCCACCUCCCGGUAAGGGAAAGAAUGCGAAAUCUGCAGAGCAGGCAUCAGUCGCAAGCGAGCCCACGGCGAACAGCGAACCUGUAGCCGCGCCUGCAUGAUAACGCCAGGUGCAUACAUCGUCGCGGGUGGAGAAUGACGGAAGGAUAGAAGUCAAAAUGAUUGUUUGUACGACCACGAGCCCUACCGAGCUUCUUGCAUUGUACUGUAGACAUCGAUUGAGGCGAUGAUGAGCCAUACUCUUAGAUCGCAAUAAAAUCACAGAUUGCAUCAGAUACACGAGUAAUACUAUAAACAGGUAAUAAAAAUACUGGAAACCAUGGAUCAUGGGUUCAUGCUCUGGAUCCUGAUCUCCCCUUCCCUUUGCGACCGGACCGUAAUCGUAAAAACGCAU